This is a messenger RNA of Xyrauchen texanus (razorback sucker), 2155 nucleotides long. RefSeq lists its product as uncharacterized. The transcript is spliced from 16 exons. The record is from RefSeq and is a predicted model, not a curated record. Gene Ontology annotation, molecular function: ubiquitin-protein transferase activity. The coding region runs from base 182 to 2140 and encodes 652 amino acids. NCBI's taxonomy places the organism in Eukaryota, Metazoa, Chordata, Actinopteri, Cypriniformes, Catostomidae.
AUCUCACAUGCUCAUAAACCUUUGGAAUCAAAUGAAGAUUUCCUUGAUCAUAACAGCAAGAUAUUUUCUGAUGGAUAUAUGGGAGGCGGUCCUUGUGUAGCUCCAGUGCAUCAUUGGUUGAGAGCUCACCUUUAGAAGCGUCAGAUCUAACUAAGCGAUAGAUCGGAGUUUUCCCAAAAAAAUGGCGGCAAGUAGCAAUACGCUGUCCAAAUUGCUACGGGAUGUGGCAGAUCAACUGGAGAGUUCAGCAGCAUCAUCAUCAUCAAGUCCGGAACCAUCAACGUCGUCAGAUUCAAGAUUGAUGACACCCAGACACCCAGUGGACGCCGAAGUUGCAAGACUAUUUAGUCCUUACAACAGAGGAAGAGGAUUGGCGAGACGGACGAGCUUGCCCGUGAUGAGUCGUGCAGUAUCCUGCAGCUUUACUCAUAACUUCUGCUGUCUUGAUGAUAAAAAUGCAGUUUUGGUACCCAGUCGCUGUGCAAAAGAGCGGUUGUUUUCUGCUGGAUUAGGAGAGAAACGUGUGACGUUUCGAGGAUGCCAUACAGAUCCCCAAAAAUUUAAAGAUGUCAUAAUGGAAGCUUUUCCAAAACUCCGACAAGGUGGUGGGUUUGAGUUACUAAAAAUAUCAGGGAACACAAGAAGCCGCCAUCUCAGCUUGAUACCCUGCCCAAAUGAGGGAUACCAUGUAAAGUAUUUGAAAGAUCCUCAAAAUCAAAUUGGUCAUUCAACCAUUUUCAUUCGUCCACUUCAACGAAACUUAGAAGUUGAAUCAACAAGCCAUCCUAACAGAGACGAGUUGAUUGGACCACCUCAGAAAUGUGUUGUGUGUGGAGAUGAAUUCCCGUUUGCAGAGAUCAAGUGUCAUAGUGAUGAGUGCAUGAGGUCAGCAGAGGUCAGUGGUGAGGUAGUGAGUGAGAGAGCUACACAAAGUGCCACUUCAAGCAACACUGAAAGUAGAAUUGUGAGGCAGGAGAGGAAUGUUUCAAGUGUCAGAGACAGAGCAAUGCAGGUUCAAGGAAACCAUGUUUCACAGGUCAUCACAAUAGAUUGUGAGGAGGGCACUGAACUUGAUGAUUGGAAAUUUGACCCAGAUCUGACAGAGGCCUUAAAGUACAGAGAAAUCAUCUUGAGGAAGCAUGAAACUGGAAAGGAGCUCAGUUUGCAGAUGGACAUGAGAGAGUCUCCUGAAGAUAGGGAGAGGGCAAUCCUGACUUUUUAUAAGACCGCAAAUGUAGAAUGGGCUUGCCCUUUAAAAUGUACACUACAUGGUGAUCCCGCAAUUGGAGAUGGAGUGACUCGUCAUGUUUUCGCAACAAUUAUGUCAAAACUUCAGCAUGGUUUUGAACUACAACUUGUACCAGGAGGAACUCUUCUUUUUGAGGGUGAAAAGGAUCACUUGAUUCCCUCAACAUCUCAGUGUCUUCUGGAUAGUGACUUCUUUGUGGUGGCAGGUCGUAUGAUUGGGCACUCUUUUCUGCAUGGUGGUCCAUGCCUAACAGGUUUAAGCCCAGCAAUAGUGCAUGUGCUUAUUGGUGGAUCCCCUGAAACUGCCACAAUAGAUGUUCUGGACUGUGCUGACAUUGAUGUCCGUCAAGUAAUAAAGAUGUUGGAAGGCACAGGUGAAUUAUCAUUAGAAGAAAAGAGCGCUAUUACAGACCUUGCGGUGUCUUGGGAUUUGCCUGGAGUGACAUCAGAAAACAGAAGAUGGCUGCUUGAAAAACUACUCAUACAUGCUGUCCUUGAAAGAACCUGCAAGCAGGCAAAACAGCUACGCCGGGGUUUGAAGGAGACCUUGAUCUGGCCUUUGCUGACUGAAAGAUUGGAGAGGAUACAUUGGCCUACAGAAGAUGAAGACAGUGAGGUCUCAGUUGAAGAAACAUGUAGGCUCACAGGAUUCCUUCGCACAUUCAUUGAGAACUCUUCUUAUAACACCUUGCGGUUUCUGCUCAAAUUCUGGACUGGAUGGGAUGUGCUGCCCAGGAGCCUAGAUGUUGAGGUGGUGGAGGGAAACCUACCGAAGUCUUCCACAUGCUAUCAAACUCUCAAGCUUCCUAGUCAUUAUAAGGACUACACUGCCUUUGAGAGAGACUUUUUAGCUGCUAUCUGGAGCACAGAUUAUGGAUUUGGAAUGGUCUGAUUUCAUACUAGGAAU